AUGUGGCAAAGAAUUGUGAUUUGCUGUGCGCUGCUUGAGCUCUGUUCGGCGGCACCGCCCGCUCACAUCAACCGUCUGGCACUGUUCCCUGACAAGAGUGCUUGGUGCGAGGCCAAGAACAUCACACAGAUAGUCGGGCACACCGGCUGCCAGCCUCGCUCUAUCCAAAACAGGUCAAUAUGGAGCACACACACACACACUCACUCAAGUCCAUACAACACAUGCAGAGGCAUUUCAUAUGAUAUUCAAGAGGGUGACUGACUCACUUUAAUAAUGAAAAGCAGGAAUGAAGUUUGACUUUGAAUGGCCAAAUAUCACUAUAAUUUGAAUGUGCACAGGUCACCUCCAAACAGAAUCAAAGCAGCCAUGAAAUAUACAGAUACUGUAUAUAAGCUGAAUGGUGACGUCUUUCCUCCCUCUAUCCCCCCUCUCUUUCCUCCCUCUCUCCCCCCCUCUCUUUCCUCCCUCUCUCCCCUAUCAUCUCAGGGCGUGUCUGGGGCAGUGCUUCAGCUACAGUGUCCCAAACACCUUCCCCCAGUCCACCGAGUCCCUGGUGCACUGUGACUCCUGCAUGCCUGCACAGACACAGUGGGAAGUGGUAAGUUCGCACGCACAUGCACAUGCACACAAACCCCAGCUAAUGCAACACUACUCUUUCAAUAUAAACACAUAAACAUAUAGCCCACAGAAACACAUUACCACAACCACAAUUGAUCCUGCAUUUAAUUCAUCUGAGGUUUCCCUUGUCGUCUGUAAUGGGCCUGUCUGUCUAGUAGCCAGGGAUUCCAGAGCCCAGGAACAACAAAGGCCCUGUGUUGAGGUGUAUGUAGUUUGGAGAGCAGCCAGACAAGUAGGAUAGGAGUGGGUCUGGGACCACAGGUGAUGUGACUUCAUGCGUCAAGAGAAAAAGCUUGACAUACAUGUUAUAUACUGUAUACAAUAUUGAAAAAUAAAUGGAAGCAGACUCAUGUGCAUUAUCAAUCCCGCUGUUGAUAAAUUAAUUAUGACUAUGAUUAUGACCAUUUUGAUCCACAUAAUCCUGAUGUCUAAGGUCUCUCUUUGAUAAUGGAAUGCAUUUUUUCUGGAUUUUUAUAGUUUGGCUAAAAGCAGUUAUGUUCCCCUGAGCAUAAAAGCGUGCAGAGUUUUUUGUUUUCUCAAGAUUUACAAUUCUGCCAUUUAUUUUCAUGGUCUCAAACCAUAAUGGUGCAUUGUCAAAUUAUUUCAGCUGUGUCAAGCGUGACUGAAUUCCUGAAAUCACAACAUGACUCAGGGAUACAUUGUUUGAAGAUGGAUACUGAGGUUUUGUCUCUGCCAGAGACUGACAUGUGUGGGAGACUCUGUAGGAGAGUCCGGCAGUGCUUGUCCAUUUUCCUGUGUGUGUGUGUGUGUGUUUGUGUGUAUGCCGUGCAUGUGUGUUUGGGGUUGGAGGGGGGGUAUGUGUGUGUAUGUUUUUUGUGUGUAAUGCAUUGUGCAUUGUGUUUGUGUGUAGGUGACUCUGGAAUGCCCCGGCAGUGAGGACGCUCCUCGUGUGGAUAAACUGGUGGAGAAGAUCCUCCACUGCAGCUGCCAGUCCUGCAGUAAGGAGGGAGCCCAGGAGGGGGCAGUGAUGCAGCUCUACCCAUCAGAGAGCGCCCAGGACCCACCUACCCUACCAGAGAUCCACCACGGCGGCUCACCCCCUCACCCUCACACAGACACACACUCUCAGCAUGCUCACAAACACACAGAGCUACACCCGCACACACACACAUCUGAUGGA
Coregonus sp. 'balchen' is the source of this 1759-nucleotide messenger RNA. The record is from the annotation of a GenBank genome assembly. Lineage: Eukaryota; Metazoa; Chordata; Actinopteri; Salmoniformes; Salmonidae.